Molecule: messenger RNA, 1206 nt
Organism: Aegilops tauschii subsp. strangulata
Lineage: Eukaryota; Viridiplantae; Streptophyta; Magnoliopsida; Poales; Poaceae
Source: RefSeq, a predicted model, not a curated record
UUUCUGCCAGAAAACACGAGCGACCACGCCUCCCACCCCAUCUGGAUCCGCCGCCUCCACGCCGCCGGCUGGCGUCCUCCGCCACGCCAUCCACCGCCGUGCCGUCCUCCCCGCACCGCGGCCUGCCUCCUCUCCGCCGUGCCCUCCUCCUCGCGCCGUCCGAGUCCUCCGUGCGCGGUUCGCCGACGCAGAGGCCCAGGCCAGCCCGCUCCGGGCCCGCGCCGCCGACCGCGACGGGCUGCUCAGCACGCUCCUCGCCGCCACGGGCAACGACCGGGAGGAGGAGGAGGACGCGCGGGAGGCGGGGUAGCGUCAGAAUCAGCGCACGUCGGAUCCGGCAUGCUGCUCCUCUCCCUUCCCAAGUCGCCCUGGAUCUCGCGAUGCUGGAGGUGGCCGCCGUCGUUGCUAUGGAGGGCUCGCCACCCGCCUCCGGAGUCCCACGUCCCCGAGAUCAACGGGAUUGCCAAGCCGAGGUCAUCAUUUCUCGACGGGCUCCUCCAUCACUUCUGGUUUCCCACAGUGGCUAUGGGCUGCCUCUCCCUCUCGAUCCUGCGCUCCUCCUCCUCCGGUUCAGGUUUCAGGCCGUGGCUGAGGGUCGCCUCUCCAUAUCCAUCCUUCCAAUCUGGAGCACAGGUGGAGAGCCUGGCUGUGUGCGGCGGAGAUGGCGCCCCGCAUCUGCGCCCUAUAAGCCCGGACAGAGCUCCGCCGAGGCCAUGACCUCCGUAGGAGGGGAGGCCGCAAGGCGGGAAAGCCAGCAGCGGAAUUCUUUUCGGGGAUGCGUGGAUCUGGUGAUGCUGGAGCAGGGGAACAGGAAACAUCACAUCCGCAACGGCGUUUCAAAUAGCCAAUUUACCUUUCUCCCUAAAGAGGGAACAUAGUCUGAUGGGACAGCUCCUGAAUCAAUGUCACAUAAGGAAACAACUUACUUGGAGGAGUUGAAGGAGUUGAGAUGAGUUGAUCACAUCCUCAUGUGUCUUUGCAUGUUGCAACAGGGGCAGUGUACUUUUUUUUAUAGCAAAACAUUCCUACUUUAGAUAGAAGAACUUAUGGGGCACAUCAGAUGUACUGACCACUCCUUAGUCCGAAGGACGGGAGUAACAAUUUUUCUCAAGUUCUGCUGUUGUAUUGUACUAGAAGUCUGUUCAUCAAACUGCCUUAUCAACCAUCUGCUAUUAACCCUCAAACAUCUAACAUUUUUUUUUGACA